Messenger RNA from Blepharisma stoltei, 1172 nucleotides. The record is from the annotation of a GenBank genome assembly. NCBI's taxonomy places the organism in Eukaryota, Ciliophora, Heterotrichea, Heterotrichida, Blepharismidae.
AUGGGGUUGUAUUUAGCUGCAUAUAAUGGGAUCCAAUUUUUAGGAUGGUUUCUUAUUCUAUGUUUUGCUGUGGUAACCUCAUUGGGUGGGCUUCAAGUUUAUAUGGACCCGAAUUUGAGAAUUUUGGUGCUUGUGUUUCAGAAUUUGAUGGCGAUAGAGGCAAUUUUUACGUAAAAUUGAUUAAUUAAUGCUAUUUUUUAUGUUAAUGGUAAAUAGGCUAUUUUCUAUAAAAAUUGGGACUUGAUGAUAUUUUUUAUUACAUUUUGGAGAUAUAAUUAAUGUAAAAUAGCAUAGAUUUUGCAUUCAGCGCUAAGAAUAUCAUCAUCUCCUUUAUUCCCUACAUUUAUUCAAGUAUUCAGCAGACUUGGAGUUGUUUGGGGAGCUUUGGAAUUGGAGCCUGCUUUCUUAGUUACUACUUUAGAUUUUUUAAGUGUGUUUCCUUUGUUAAGCAAGAUGAUUAUGACAUCAAUAGACACCCUUUUAAUUCCAGUAACUAGAAGUAUCACAAGCCAUCCGCUGUCUAACAAAUGAUUCAGCUAGGCCAGCCAAAAGUCUUCACGGGACGCGUCUCUUAUUGUUGCCUCUCCUGCUUAUUUUGCCUAUGAUCUCCCUUCAGCAACUAGAUAAACCAUAUGCAAAUAAAUCCAAUAAUUGGGGUGGGAUCCUAGCCUAUGUACAAAUACUUUCCCAUAUAGUUGGAUAAAAGCUGCAGGAUCCCAUUGUCAAAAAUUUAUAGGAGAGACUAUAUUCUGAUGAUACCAUUUUAAUAAUUAUGGAACUGGAACCAACAGUAAUUUUUAUUACAGACCAAAUGGACUGCUUCUCUUUUAAUUGCUUGGGGUUGUGCUGAAUCUAUCAGAUAUUCUAACUAUUUCUACGCAUCUCUCGACCUAAAGCAGCCGAAAUUCAUGGUUUGGCUGAGAUAUUCAGGAUUUAUUGUCCUCUACCCUAUUGGUGUAUUUUCUGAACUUAUGUGUUUAUACUCAGCACUUCCAGUUAUCGAAAAAUGCUGCCCAAGAGUGUAUUCAAUCUCUAUGCCGAAUCCAUAUAAUUUUAGCUUUGACUUCUUGAUUUUUGUCAAGUAUUUUGUCCCUCUGUUUUAUGCGGCUGGUUUUCCUUUUCUUUAUGGAUAUAUGCUGACACAAAGAAAGAGAAAAUUAAAAACAGAAUAA